Cynoglossus semilaevis (tongue sole) is the source of this 415-nucleotide messenger RNA. It is a transcript of the gene gng10, whose product is annotated as guanine nucleotide binding protein (G protein), gamma 10. Gene Ontology annotation, cellular component: heterotrimeric G-protein complex. NCBI's taxonomy places the organism in Eukaryota, Metazoa, Chordata, Actinopteri, Pleuronectiformes, Cynoglossidae. Bases 134 to 340 code for a protein of 68 amino acids. Gene Ontology annotation, biological process: G protein-coupled receptor signaling pathway. Gene Ontology annotation, molecular function: G-protein beta-subunit binding. The transcript is spliced from 3 exons. The record is from RefSeq and is a predicted model, not a curated record.
UGGAAGGAAACACAUCCGCCCUGUUCCUGUCGAGCUCUUUGCUGUUCGUCAGUAGAGUCCGCCGCUGUGUUGAAAGACUGAAGGCGCUGGAGUAAACCAGGAAUUCUUCUCUCCCAAAACAAUUUCCAACAACAUGACCUCAAGUUCUAAUUUAUCCAACAUGCGGCGGCUGGUGGAACAACUGAAGCUGGAAGCCAGUGUAGAACGAAUCAAGGUGUCUCAGGCAGCUGCGGAGCUCCAGCAGUACUGUCUGCAGAACGCAGGCAAAGACGCCCUGCUGGUCGGCGUCCCCACGGGCAGCAAUCCCUUCAGAGAACCACGCUCCUGUGCUGUGGUGUGACAUCAUCGUCCACAGAAUGUGUUCAGCCAUCGACAGGAAGAUAAACUGGACAAAAUGUGGAAUGUCACUCCCCCA